AAAAAUUACAAUCAUCUUUGUUCGAGUCCGGGAAACUUCUUGUAGGUGAACUUUCCCAAAAAGAAAGAGCGCCUACACCAAAAGCUCACCGCCUCCGCCGUCCUUUCCUAGGGUUUUGGCGGCCUCUAUCCGCGACCAGAACCAAAAACACUGCCUCUUAUUCAUCACACCUCAAUCUUCAGCUCUUGAUUUUCUGAAUGGCUAAAUCAUCGAAUCCGGAAGGGAAGGCGGGGGUUCGUAUCGUGGUGGCCGGUGAUCGAGGCACUGGAAAGUCUAGCUUGAUUGUGACAGCCGCCGCCGAAACUUUCCCAACGAAUGUGUCUCGGUUGUUGCCGCCCACGAGGUUGCCGGAAGAUUUCUAUCCUGACCGUGUUCCAAUCACCAUCAUCGACACCUCCUCCAAUCCGGAGGAUAGAGGUAAACUAGCAGAAGAGCUGAAGCGAGCUGAUGCUGUUGUGCUUACUUAUGCCUGUGAUCAGCCUGAAACUCUUAACCGAUUGAGUACUUUCUGGCUUCCGGAACUUCGUCAAUUAGAGGUGAAGGUGCCUGUAAUUGUAGUAGGCUGUAAGCUGGAUUUAAGAGAUGACCACCAACAAGUGAGCUUGGAACAGGUGAUGUCACCAAUAAUGCAGCAGUUUCGGGAGAUUGAAACUUGUAUUGAGUGUUCAGCAUAUAAACAUAUUCAGAUCCCUGAAGUUUUCUACUACGCGCAAAAGGCAGUGCUUCAUCCAACAGGCCCUUUAUUUGAUCAAGAAACACAAACUCUGAAGCCACAGUGUGUUAGAGCCUUGAAGCGAAUUUUUAUUCUUUGUGAUCAUGACAGGGAUGGUGCUCUUAGCGACGCAGAAUUGAACAAUUUUCAGGUCAAAUGUUUCAAUGCUCCAUUACAACCUUCGGAAAUAGUUGGUGUGAAACGUGUUGUGCAGGAUAAGUUGAUUGAAGGAGUCAAUGAUCGUGGUCUCACGUUGACUGGUUUUCUUUUUCUUCAUGCCCUAUUCAUAGAGAAAGGACGCCUUGAGACAACAUGGACUGUCUUGAGGAAAUUUGGAUAUAACAAUGAUAUCAAACUUUCAGAUGAUCUAAUUCCAUAUGCUUCAUUUAAACGUGCUCCUGAUCAGAGUGUGGAGCUGACAAAUGAAGCUAUUGAGUUCCUGAAGGGAGUUUAUGAAUUGUUUGACAGUGACUUAGACAAUAACCUUCGACCUAUUGAAGUCGAGGAUGUUUUUUCAACUGCUCCAGAGAAUCCUUGGAAUGAUGCUCCAUAUAAGGAUGCUGCAGGAAGAACUGCUCUAGGAGGGCUAUCACUUGAUGCAUUUCUUUCAGAGUGGGCGCUUAUGACACUCUUAGAUCCAGCUCGUAGCUUAGAGAACUUGAUAUACAUUGGAUAUCCUGGUGAUCCUUCCUCUGCCAUCCGUGUGACCAGGAGAAGGCGUCUGGACCGAAAGAAGCAACAAUCAGAAAGAACUGUUUUGCAUUGCUUUGUUUUUGGUCCAGCAAAUGCUGGGAAAUCUGCAUUAAUUAAUUCUUUUCUUGGCAGGCCCUAUUCCGAUUCAUAUUCCCCAACUACUGAUGAGCAAUAUGCUGUGAAUGUUGCGGAACUACCUGGGGGAAUAAAGAAAACUCUAGUGUUGCGAGAAAUCCCUGAAGAUGGAGUUGCAAAACUGCUGUCUAGUAAAGAGUCACUGGCUGCCUGUGACAUAGCAGUAUUUGUUUAUGACAGUUCUGACGAGUCUUCAUGGAAGAGAACAACUGAAUUGCUUAUGGAUGUUGCUGGUCAUGGUGAAGACACUGGCUAUGAGGUGCCUUGCCUCAUUGUUGCUGCUAAAGAUGAUCUGGAUUCAUUUCCAAUGGCAAUACAGAAUUCUACCAGGGUCAGCCAGGAUAUGGGGAUAGAGGCACCUAUACCUAUCAGCUCAAAAUUGAGUGAUUUCAAUAACAUAUUCCGAAGGAUAGUAAAUGCAGCUGAACAUCCUCAUUUGAGCAUUCCUGAAACUGAGGCUGGUAGAAGUCGGAAGCAGUACCAUCGGCUCAUAAACCGAUCACUCAUGUUUGUUUCAGUCGGAGCUGCUGUAGCCAUUGUUGGAUUUGCAGCUUACCGCAUAUAUGCUGCUAGGAAGAAUGCCUCGAGUUGAGGGACGAUGACUCUCCCAUCUCCAAGACAUGGAUAUGGUAAUCUUAGAAACAAUUUUGCAUGCUUCAUCAAAUUUCUGUAGUUCACUUUUAUGGGUUAUAUUCAAAAUCCUUGUGUAGGGAAAAAAUUUGCAAAAUGCUACUCCCCUGUUUAGUUGUGGAAUUGUUUGAUGUGUAGAAUAUCAAGAGAAAAAAAUGAGUGGAACUGAGUUAUUGUGAAAUAAAAGUUUUUUCUAUACAUUUUGAACCAAUGCUUGUUGC
Hibiscus syriacus is the source of this 2391-nucleotide messenger RNA. RefSeq names its product mitochondrial Rho GTPase 1-like. Bases 198 to 2132 code for a protein of 644 amino acids. Gene Ontology annotation, cellular component: mitochondrial outer membrane. The transcript is spliced from 15 exons. NCBI's taxonomy places the organism in Eukaryota, Viridiplantae, Streptophyta, Magnoliopsida, Malvales, Malvaceae. Gene Ontology annotation, biological process: small GTPase-mediated signal transduction; mitochondrion organization. The record is from RefSeq and is a predicted model, not a curated record. Gene Ontology annotation, molecular function: GTP binding; GTPase activity; calcium ion binding.